Aphidius gifuensis is the source of this 1340-nucleotide messenger RNA. Its product is annotated as putative F-box/LRR-repeat protein 21. The record is from RefSeq and is a predicted model, not a curated record. Lineage: Eukaryota; Metazoa; Arthropoda; Insecta; Hymenoptera; Braconidae. The coding region runs from base 45 to 860 and encodes 271 amino acids. The transcript is spliced from 5 exons.
CAACUUGAUCAACUACAGCUAAAGACAUCCUUUAAUUAUUCAAAAUGCUAGCGUUGGUUAAUUAUCAAUUAGAUGAAAUUCAAAAUGAACCACAAGAUAAACUAAAAUUUCAAACAUUAUCAAUAAAUGAAAAUUCACAAAAUUUCGAUCUACAGAAAAAUCAAAAUAAGACAAAAUUUCAUAGAUUAAAAAUUGAUGAAUCUUGCAGUAUUUCAACAGGUGUUUUAAAAAUAAUUAAACAAUCAUAUUUUCUUCGAGAAUUAUCACUACUCUAUUCUCAAUUAAAUGAAGAAUUAAUUGUGAUGAUCAGUGAUGAUGAUCAUGUCCCUUUGGAAACGUUGAGAAUUCAGGCUGAUUCAGAGACGAAAAUAAAUUCAAAAAUAAAUGACAAAACUUGGCAAAGACUUGGUGAUCAUUCUCCAAAUUUGAAUUUAAUUAUGACAUUGUAUGUGGAUGAUGAUGAGGAUGAUAGCUGUUUGAUAAAUUCAUCAAUACCAAUAACUCAUUUACAACUUGAAGGAAUUUCAUCAGCUGUUUUGCUUCGUAAAAUAAGUGAAAAUUGUCUUAAACUUGUUGAACUUGUUGUUGGUUCAUGUACAAGUGAUGGCCCAAUUGAUGAUGAGUUGAUAAGUCUAUCAAAAAAUUGUUUAAAACUAACAGCUGUUGGUAUUGGUGAUUGUGAAAUUACAUGUUCUGGACUUGUGGAAUUUGUCGAAAAUUGCAAUGAAAGACUCAAAUUAUUUUACGUAUGGGAAACUUCAAUAAUUGAAGAUGAAAAUUUUGAUAUUUUAACAGCAACAAAAAAAGUUUCUUAUUUAUUAAAACGUAAUUGGACUCCAGAAUAUAUUUCUCCUUGGUAAAUUUUUAUAAUCAUUUAUUUAAAUAAAUUUAAUGGUAAUUUUUUUAUUUUUUUAAAUUACAUUUGUAAGUUGAUUGCAUACCCAGUAUUAUUAUAAACAAAAAAAUAAUAAAUAAAAAUACAUAAAUUUUGUAUAAUUAUAACAAUUUAUAUUUUACAAAAAAAAAAUAUAAAUUUUUAUUUAAACAAUGACAAAUGUUUCAAGAAAUGAUUUCUAAAAAAAAAAAAGAAAAAAAAUUACUAAUUUCUUUCGAUAUGCAUGAUUAAUUCUAUCAUUUUUUUCGAUUUUUUUUUUUCGUAUUUUCUAUGGUAAUUAUGCAACAAUUUCUGUACAUCAACACAGAAAAAAAAUUAAAAGUUAUUGAUUAUAAUUAAUUAAUAUAUUUUUAGUUUUUAUUGAUUGAAUUUUUUUCUUUUUUUUUUUCUUUACUAAUACUGGCCUAUCGAAUGAGGCCGUCAGUCUUUCGUUCCAGCUUAAUAA